Molecule: messenger RNA, 2083 nt
Organism: Bufo bufo (common toad)
Lineage: Eukaryota; Metazoa; Chordata; Amphibia; Anura; Bufonidae
Gene: MBOAT7
Product: membrane bound O-acyltransferase domain containing 7
Exons: 10
Coding region: 140-1564 (474 amino acids)
Biological process (GO): phosphatidylinositol biosynthetic process; lipid modification
Cellular component (GO): mitochondria-associated endoplasmic reticulum membrane contact site; membrane
Molecular function (GO): lysophospholipid acyltransferase activity
Source: RefSeq, a predicted model, not a curated record
GCGGCACAUCCCAUGCAGAGACGGGGUGGUUGGCGGUGACAGUGUGUCGUUUCCCUGUUGUUCCCUCCGCUGUGUAAUGAAUGGUUCCUCGUUAAACAAUCCGAGCCCACAGCCCUACGCUUUCUAAGCUUCCGUUAGAAUGAGGGUGACCAUGUCCCCUGACGAGAUCACCUACCUUGCCGUGCUGCUGUUUUCUGUAAUAAUAGGAUUUCCCUUCAAGCAUGCAAGUCCACAUGUGAAGCAGUGGGGUGGCGCAGCGGUGGGAUUGCUGGUGACGCUGGGGACCUGUAACAUCCACAUCCUGCAUUCCAUUAUCACUAUCCUUGGGACAUGGCUUAUCACAAAAAUAUCACCCAGAUCCUGUCACUUCCUCGCACUGGGCUGGACCUUCAGCUACCUGCUCUUCUUCCGAACAGCGACUUAUUUUGACCUUCCAGCACCCACCCCCUUCACUAAUGCCGUGCAGUUACUUUUAACACUGAAGCUUGUGAGCUUUGCAAAUGAGGUGCAAGAAUUUAACAGAGUCAAGAAACAAGAAGUGUCAUCAUUUUCCAGUCAGUCAUCUGUCAACAUGAUUCCCAAGAUCCCAAGUCUGAUUGAGGUUUUCUUGUACAGUUAUUGCUACAUCGGACUCAUGACUGGCCCCUUCUACAGAUUUAAGACCUACCACGACUGGCUGCACCAAAUUGGUUCUCAAGAUAUUCCGACCUGGAAGCCCAUGUUGAUGCGGUUGAAGCCGGCCCCUGUGUUUGGUGUUCUGUUUCUCAUUGUUUCACACUACUUCCCUCUGGAAUACGUGAAGAAAGAGGAGUUCUACGAGUGCUCCUUCCUGUAUCGCCUCUUCUACAUGGUCCCCAUCUUCUUUGUGUUCCGCAUGCGCUUUUAUGUGGCCUGGAUAUUUGCAGAGUGUGGUUGUAUCUCUGCCGCCUUUGGUGCCUACCCUGUUGCAGCCAAGUCUCGCUCUGGUGCGGGACCAACCGUAGAAUAUGCGCUACUAGAGAGAGACGCUGAUGGAACAAAGGUGAACGUCGAGUAUGACUAUGAGACCAUCAAGAACAUUGACUGCUAUGGAGCAGAUUUCUGUGUGAAGGUGAAAGACGGGAUGCGCUGCUGGAACAUGAGUGUGCAGUGGUGGCUGGCACAGUACAUAUACAAGAAUUCACCCUUCAAGUCCCUUGUGUUUGGGAGUGCCUGGACCAUGUUAGUCAGCGCCUACUGGCACGGGAUUCAUCCUGGGUAUUACCUGAGUUUCCUGACCAUACCCUUGUGUCUGGCAUCAGAGACCUCCAUGGACGUUGGCCUGAGACGUCGCCUGUCUGAUUCUGGCAAGCUAGUGUUCGACUGGGUGCACUGGUUCCUUAAAAUGAGGGCCUAUGACUACAUGUGCAUGGGUUUUGUCCUGCUCACCUUCUCUGACACGGUCCGCUAUUGGCACUCCAUUUAUUUUGCCAUCCAUGUGGUGGCUGUUUUCUUCUUGAUUGUUGGCAAGCUGCUGGCCAUGGCCACUCCUCGAGCUCCCAGGAGCAGCAAAGAAGGAAAGGAAGAGAUUAAGAAGGAAAAAUGAUUGAACGUCUUGUGCCCGGAUGUCUCUGCAAGCCAUAGAAUAUCUGUGCUUGUGCUAGACUGGAUGUCCUGAUUGAACAAGUCCUAUGCUUCAGGUACCAGACUGUGAAAGACUUUAUUUACUGCACAUAUUGGGAGUUGCAGUCUCUCAGUAGUACGUCAGCGUCCCUGUCUUCACCCGAACUAUGUGCUUCCUUGAAGGACCACAGGGUGGUUAUUACACUUCACACUUAUCAUUUAUUUACAGCUUUUUUAUGUUUCAGCCACAUAAGUUGUGAUCAAAUGCGUGUUUGUGUCACAAUGCCUCUUAUCAUUGCCAUAUACUCAUCCUCACGUGUUUGUCUUUAGUUCCCCCUACUGGUAGGACCAUGAAUUGCUGGAAAUAAGAAAUUAGUUGACCAUGGUCUUCUACAGCUGCAAAAAAAACCUUUGUGGGGUAACCUUUUUUUGUAAUCCAAUAGGAAUUAUUAUAAUUAAAAUAAUUACAUUUUCAGUAAGGGCGACACAAAUGGAGAAUUUA